Messenger RNA from Frankliniella occidentalis (western flower thrips), 1431 nucleotides. It is a transcript of the gene Alg7, whose product is annotated as UDP-N-acetylglucosamine--dolichyl-phosphate N-acetylglucosaminephosphotransferase. Lineage: Eukaryota; Metazoa; Arthropoda; Insecta; Thysanoptera; Thripidae. Gene Ontology annotation, molecular function: UDP-N-acetylglucosamine-dolichyl-phosphate N-acetylglucosaminephosphotransferase activity. Gene Ontology annotation, biological process: protein N-linked glycosylation; dolichol-linked oligosaccharide biosynthetic process. The transcript is spliced from 8 exons. Gene Ontology annotation, cellular component: membrane. The record is from RefSeq and is a predicted model, not a curated record. The coding region runs from base 42 to 1313 and encodes 423 amino acids.
UUUAGUCUUAACCACGUCAGCCCGUCUAUACAAUCGAGAGAAUGUUCAGCUUAAUUUUUAAAAUGUUUCUGCCUCUUUUUCUUAAUGUGGCCAUGUCCUUUGGGGCAUACUACUUUACGGUACGAAUCAUCCCGCGUCUGAAAGACAUGUUUUUAAAGGCUAACUUGUUCGGCAUUGACCUCAACAAGCAAACGAAGGAUAAAGUGCCAGAAGCCCUAGGUGUUGUCACAGGCUCCAUUUUCCUUGUGACUAUGUUUUUGUUCAUACCAUUACCUUUCAGCCAUUCUCUUUUCACAAACAAUGACUUUCCACAUGAUGAGCUGGUGAAACUUAUGGCAGCCCUCCUGUCCAUUUGCUGUAUGCUACUACUUGGAUUUGCUGAUGAUGUGCUUGAUUUAAGAUGGCGACAUAAACUACUCUUGCCUACUAUUGCUUCCCUGCCCCUCUUGAUGGUUUAUUACGUCACUUUUAAUGCUACCACCAUAAUUGUACCAAAACCAAUGAGAUCAUGGCUUGGGUUUUCCCUUAAUCUUGGUCCGCUGUAUUAUAUCUACAUGGGAAUGCUCGCUGUUUUUUGCACAAAUGCAAUCAACAUCCUUGCAGGCGUAAAUGGGUUAGAAGUUGGCCAGUCAGUAGUCAUAGCAUCAUCAAUAGCCUUAUUCAAUGUUAUUGAAUUGAGUGGGGCUUUAUGGCAAGCCCAUGUAUUCUCUCUUUACUUCUUGUUUCCAUACAUUGCAACAUCUCUUGGGUUAUUGAAGUAUAAUUGGUAUCCCUCACGUGUAUUUGUUGGAGACACGUUUUGCUACUUUUCUGGUAUGACCUUUGCUGUUGUGGGCAUACUUGGACAUUUUAGCAAAACAAUGUUGCUCUUCUUCAUACCUCAAGUUUUUAACUUUCUCUAUUCCGUUCCCCAACUUUUCCACUUGGUACCGUGUCCUCGUCACCGAAUGCCAAGACUAAAUCUAGCCACCAACAAAUUGGAACCAAGUGUAACUCUAUUUAAACAAUCUGACCUCAAAAGGCCAAUGCUUUUGGCACUUCGGUCUCUGGGUAAGCUGGGCUUGGUUCGUUGGAGAGACACUGUUACCCCUCAUCCAGACAGCUGUGGAAGAGGUGACCCUGAUGAUAGAAUGGUUGAGUGCAACAAUCUCACUCUUAUUAACUUACUUCUCAUUCUUCUGGGCCCAAUGAAUGAAGCCAAGUUGACAACUGUGUUAAUCACCAUUCAGGUGAUGUGCAGUGUACUUGCCUUUGCCAUCAGAUAUCCAUUGGCUUCACUUUUCUAUGAUGUGCCUGGGCCUCAAUUGAUGUGAUUGACUUUGUGAGGAUGGAGCUUAAUCUGUGAUCCUGGGCAAGAUUCUUUAGUGAAGACUUGGUGUAAGAUCGAGUCUCCAGACUGCCCUCCAUCAGCAGACGAGCACUUGUCAACAG